Messenger RNA from Arachis ipaensis, 1174 nucleotides. The record is from RefSeq and is a predicted model, not a curated record. NCBI's taxonomy places the organism in Eukaryota, Viridiplantae, Streptophyta, Magnoliopsida, Fabales, Fabaceae.
UAUCAUUAAUACGGAUAGAAGGAGAAGGAGGAUAAGAGAUCAUAUAUACAAUAGCAAAAUAUAGCCAAAAGUGCUUACAUCAUCAUUAUAGUUGUAUAACUUUUUUCUCAUUUGAGGACUAUACUUUUACAGGCACGAUCUAAACUUCGGCAUCAUAGUGCUGCAAUGCAAGUUCCGAUAGGCUUGGAGGAUGAUUUUGAGGGACUUGUUGAUCUUGUGCAGUUAAAAGCAUACUAUUUUCGGGGUUCUAAUGGUGAAAAAGUUGUCACUGAAGAGGUGCCUGCAGAUAUGGAAGCCUUGGAAGUAGAAAAAAGGCGUGAGCUCUUAGAAGCUGUGUCAGAAGUUGAUGAUCAACUUGCUGAUGCUUUUCUUGGUGAUGAGCCCAUAUCACCUGCUGACCUUCAGGGAGUACAGCCACUUCUGGAUGGUGUACUUAAUUAUUUGCCAUGUCCAAUUGAAGUUAGUAGUUAUGCCCUUGACCAAACAAAGAAUGAGGAAAAGGUACCUGAUUUGUAAGAUGUUUAUCUUUGUUUUGCUUUGAUAUUAUGAUCUAUUUGUCAUAAAUUGUCAAUUGGCCUCUGAAUUUGCAGGCUAUUUUUUAAUGAUGAUUUAUAAGUUUCUUUAUAUUUAUAGAUUAGAUAUAUAUUUGAGUGGGAGUGAAAGAAGAAUAUUUGGUUUGAAGAAUCAUACAAGAAAAUAUAUGGAAAAUAGAGUAAAACCUAGAAAAAGGGGAAAAACAUCAAUUAAGAACUUGGUUAAUUAUUCGAAUAAUUAAAUUUUCAUGGAUUUUUUAAAAUGUAAUUACUAGUUAAACAUAAUCUUUAAAAAAGUUAAAAAUUCUCAUGUGGACAUUUUCUUGCAUCUAUAGUAGCAUUUGUAAGACUCCAAGCAGAAAAAGUAAAUACAAAAUGAAAAAUAACAUAACUUAGAUAAGUUUUCAAAAUAUAAAUCACAACUUAGUCAAGGGAAGGAUAAAUUAUUUUGAUAGAAAAAGAAAUUUUAUUAGGAGAGAGAAGAAUGUACACAAGAGGAUGGAAUAUCCUCACAUGGAUACAAAAUGCUAUCACCCAACAAACAGGACCAUGUACUAAAGCAUGCCAAUCCCUUUGAAUGUUAGCUAGAGGAAGUGAGGAACACCCUUAGACAGACCAUGUACUAAGCACCAAAGCGAGGC